Messenger RNA from Gongylonema pulchrum, 213 nucleotides. Lineage: Eukaryota; Metazoa; Nematoda; Chromadorea; Rhabditida; Gongylonematidae. The record is from the annotation of a GenBank genome assembly.
CUUCCUUUUGAUGGUAUUUGGAUUGAUAUGAAUGAGCCAGCCGCUUUUGGAACUAACGAAUUCCAUCCAUUUUAUUUUGAGGAUCCUGAAAGGCCAGCGAAUAUUGCCCCACUAAAGUGUCCUAUAAAUGGGCCAGCUUCCAAAUAUGACAGUCCACCAUAUGAAACAUGGAAUUCCUACAACUACAAUUAUGCCGAAUCUGCACAAACCUAG